Musa acuminata subsp. malaccensis (wild Malaysian banana) is the source of this 1074-nucleotide messenger RNA. RefSeq names its product probable serine/threonine-protein kinase PBL23. Gene Ontology annotation, molecular function: protein kinase activity; ATP binding. Lineage: Eukaryota; Viridiplantae; Streptophyta; Magnoliopsida; Zingiberales; Musaceae. Gene Ontology annotation, biological process: protein phosphorylation. The record is from RefSeq and is a predicted model, not a curated record.
AUGGGUUGCUUCUGCUGUUUCAAUUCAUCCGAUGUGCAAGAGGAGCCCACCGAGGAGGAAGAUGGAAGAGAAGGGAACGCGCUCGCCUCCCUUGUCAACAACCUUGCCAUUGAAUCGGAUACCCAGAAGCAUAUAUCUGUAGCCGAAGAGCUCUUGCGGAUAGGCAAUGGCAACAAUUCUACUCGAGUUUUCACGUUCGAUGAACUCUCAGCUGCAACCAACAACUUCAAGGCAGAAUGCCUUCUUGGCGAAGGUGGAUUCGGUAGAGUCUACAAAGGACACCUCGAGGACACAAAUCAAGAUAUAGCUGUCAAGCAACUCCAGAGGAAUGGCUUACAGGGAAACCGAGAGUUCCUUGUCGAAGUGUUGAUGCUCAGUCUCCUACAUCACCCAAACCUCGUCAAUCUCAUUGGUUACUGUGCCGAUGGAGAUCAAAGAAUUCUGGUUUACGAGUGCAUGCAUUUGGGCUCACUGGAAGAUCAUCUUCUCGAUCUUUCCUCAAACAAGAAGCCGCUGGAUUGGAGUACAAGAAUGAAAAUAGCAGAAGGUGCUGCUAGAGGCUUGGAGUACUUGCACGACAUAGCAAACCCACCCGUGAUCUACAGGGACUUCAAAGCAUCUAACAUUCUUCUGGAUGAGGAGUACAACCCGAAGCUAUCCGACUUUGGCCUGGCCAAGGUUGGACCAGUCGGAGACAAGAGUCACGUUUCGACAAGGGUGAUGGGAACCUACGGCUACUGUGCUCCCGAGUACGCAUUGACGGGGCAAUUAACGAAGAUGUCUGAUGUUUACAGCUACGGCGUCGUGUUUCUGGAGAUCAUAACAGGAAGGAGAGCCAUCGAUACAUCGAGACCUUCGAACGAGCAGAAUCUUGUUCACUGGGCAGAGCCACUGUUUAAAGACAAGAAGAGGUUUGUGGAAAUGGCGGACCCAUUGCUGGAAGGGAAUUACCCACUGAAAGGCCUCUACCAAGCUCUUGCAGUCGCAGCAAUGUGCCUACAAGAGGAAGCCGGCAAUCGUCCACUGAUCAGUGAUGUUGUGACCGCUCUGGAGUAUCUCGCGACGUAGUCAGGA